AUGUACUGGUUUGUGCAAGUUCCGAAGCCUUUCCGCUCCAUCCCGCCUUUCCUCUCCACCCCAGAGACUCUUGGUGAAGAACGACACAAAGGCAGACCCAAGGUGCACCAGGACAAGUUGAACCAGCAGUGGCGUGCAAUCCUGCGCCAGACUCAAGCGGCAGAGCUGCGUGAAGAUUUCACAAUACUCAGAAAAACUUUUGAGAGAGUUGUGGCCUGCAAGGACAAUGCCAUUAAUUUACUGGUGAGGGAUCUGAAUGAAAUGGCUCAGCAGUCAAGCGCUCAUCUCCAGCAUAUGGAUCAUCUGCUGAAGGUACAGAAAAGCCGACUGGCAGCACUCGAGUCACACUGGAGCACCAGUCUGAAGGAACUCAGUACUGAGUACAACUCAAAGAGGGACCAGCUUUUGAAGCUGCACCAGCAGGAGAGUGAGUACAUCAAAGCAGAAAGCUUUGCCUUGGGCCAGCGCUAUGCUGAAAUAUCCAGUGAGGCCAAACAGGACUAUCUGAUUGCACGUGAUGACACCAAAAACAGGCACGCAGUGGACAGCACCUUGCAGGAGUUGCAGCAGUGGUAACUCUGAGAAAUGCAGGCGUACACAGAAGCCACUGAGGAUCAGAAGAACAAAGCUUUAAAUUUGCACUCUGACAUUGAGAAAAUAAACCUCAAGAGGAGGCAAGUGCAGAGACUGCAGGACACCAUCAAAGCUCCGUGUUCUCAUCAGAGCUCCAGUCAGAGGGAGAACGAGGCAUAUGCAUGUCACCUUCAGGAGCAACGUGAGGAACUGACUCAGAAAGUCCAACAGCUCAGAGCUAAGCUCAGCUCUGCCCAGAAAGCUGAAAGAACACGUCUAGUUAAUCAGAUUACAUACAGCAAUAACACAAUUAAAAAACUGCAGGAUGUUCUCGGAGAGGAAGAGAGGUUGUUGCGUAUGGCUGACAUGUAUCGCAAGCUUGAAACUGAGCAGAAGAUGCUUCCCUUUUACAUGUCAUCUUUAAAUGCUGAGGAACUGAGUCAGGAGAAAGCACAUGCUAUGGUGGCGAUGUCUAAAGAGUUGGCACAGACAACGGUUGAUUACCAAGAUCUGGAAAAGUUCUGGCAACGUUAUAACAAGAUUCUACUGGAACGUUUGUGCUUAUUUGUGUUCCUUUGA
Molecule: messenger RNA, 1152 nt
Organism: Neoarius graeffei (lesser salmon catfish)
Lineage: Eukaryota; Metazoa; Chordata; Actinopteri; Siluriformes; Ariidae
Product: dynein regulatory complex subunit 2-like
Exons: 4
Biological process (GO): axonemal dynein complex assembly; cilium-dependent cell motility; regulation of cilium movement
Cellular component (GO): axonemal dynein complex; axoneme
Source: RefSeq, a predicted model, not a curated record